This is a messenger RNA of Cooperia oncophora, 681 nucleotides long. NCBI's taxonomy places the organism in Eukaryota, Metazoa, Nematoda, Chromadorea, Rhabditida, Trichostrongylidae. The record is from the annotation of a GenBank genome assembly.
AUGGGCAUUCUCACGGUUGUGCUGUGGUAUGGCGGUCAUCUUGUCAUCCAAGGAAAGAUCGAAUCAGGGCUUCUCGUCUCGUUUUUACUGUAUCAAUUCCAACUGGGAGAGAAUCUCAGGGAGCUUGGUGAGGUGUGGAAUGGUCUCAUGCAAGCUGUCGGUGCUUCACGAAAAGUCUUCGAGUUUAUUGAUCGAGAACCGAGAGUAAAGAAUCACGGCAAAUACGCUCCAGAGAAACUUGUCGGACGAAUUGAAUUCAGAAAUGUGAAGUUCAGCUAUCCGAUACGACCGGAUCUUCCUAUCAUGGAGGAUCUUACAUUCACCGUAGAACCAGGCCAGGUGGUCGCAUUGGUCGGCCCGUCUGGUGGAGGAAAAGUCGAGUUGUAUAGCAAUGUCUAUCUGGAUGGCAUUCCUAUUCGCGAGUAUGACCACAAGUACCUGCACACAAAAGUUGCCCUUGUCGGUCAAGAACCCGUGCUAUACGCCAGAUCCGUAACGGAGAAUAUCGGGUACGGCUUGGAUUCCUACAGCAAUGACGACGUGCAAACGUCAGCAAAACUAGCCAAUGCUCAUAGCUUCAUCAUGGAUACUAGCGAUGGCUACAACACGAAUGUUGGUGAAAAAGGAAGUCAAAUGUCAGGUGAGAAAGUAGAGUUUGUUAAAAGCGUGCCUAUGACAUAG